AUGUGUCGGAAAAAAGGUAAGGGCCAUUGUAAUGCCACCGGCUUAUAAUGCCGGUCAGGUGACUUUCAAGGCACCUUAAAAGUGCCUUUUGAUGCUCGGUGAUGGCCUUUCGAGGCUCGGUGAUGGCCUUUCGACCGUGAGACAAUCAUCAUAAUGCACCGUAACGUGCUAUCGGCGCAUAACUUUGUUCCAUUCCGCAUCAGCCUCGCGGCCAGCUGUCCCAUCCUCUUUGUAAAUAUUGUACACUUGUACACUCUAUUCAUAUUGUUACAUCUGAUGGCUCCGACUCGUACUUCUCGUCGAGAGAAGUACCAUUAUUCAGAAGAGACGCUAAAGGCCCAGCUGCCGUGCACUCAUUGCGGCAAGUCAUUCAAAACGCAGGGCUUCAAGAAACAUGAGGCUAGCUGCAAGAAACGGAUCGAAAAUGAGCAGGAGCGACAUCGAUUCAACCAGGAGUAUGAGAAGGGGAAACAAAAUGUGCAUUCUAGCACGAAAGGCUCGCCGAAAGGCUGCAACCAGCGAGGCUGGCCCAUCGAAUGACAUUCAAGUUCACCAUGCCCCCAUCGACGAUCUCCAAGACUUCGACUAUAGCCAACUCGAGGAUGAACACGGGAAUCCAACUAGCCCCGUACUAUCCGAUGCCAGCAUGGCUAGCAACCCCACGGUUGUCCAGCCUCAUGCGGCAUCUGUGCAAAUGCCCAGCGAAUUCAAAACGGAGUAUCACCCUCGCUCUGCUCGUGCGACUCUCUACCAGAUGUUCGACGAAUUCGGUAUCACUCAGGAGAUGCAGCACGCACCCGUUGACGAGGAACCAUGGCGUCCUUUCAGGUCACGCGGGGACUUCGAAUUCUCUGAGAUUGCGCUUGAUGCUGCGCUAAAUAAGUCUCAAAUAAAUGCCCUCCUUGAACUCAUUUCGCGCAUCGCUCAAGGUCAAGCUCAAAUCACUCUGAAGAAUGAGACAGAUCUUUCGAGGGCAUGGGACAAUGCUGCGGCUGAAUUAACACCGUUUUCAAAGCACGAAGUCCCUGUGAUAUACAAGAGGAAGGAGCAAGAAUACGAGGUCCACACACGGCCUGUGUGGGAUUGGGCCCUCGAUCUACUGGACAACCCCCUGCUCGCACCGCAUUUCGUGUGGGAUGCCUGCCGUGUUUACAAGCACAACGGUACGGAUUUCGAACGCUUUUUCAAUGAACCUUGGACAGGAGAUCGGUGGUGGGAUAUUCAAUCUUCUCUUCCGCCCGACGUUGAAAACGCUGUCCCAUUCUGUUUCAUUCUCUACGCUGAUAAGUCGAAGCUGUCGUCUCAUGGUACCGUCAAAGGGUAUCCAGUUGUAGUCCGAUGCGCAAACUUACCUGUAGACAUCCGUAAUGGCGAGGGGUUUGGUGGUGGUCGUGUAGUCGGAUGGUUGCCUAUUGUUCCUGACGAUGCAGCCGAAGAAGGAAAACUCGGAUACACAACGUUGAAGCGCGUUGUGUGGCAUGAAUCAUUUUUCAAGCUCCUGGAACAUGUCGCCCAGCACUCAAAGACUGGAUAUUCACACAAGGGCUAUAAUGGCAUUCCGCGAUGGCUGUUUCCUGUGAUACUGAUUCUUUCGGCUGACUAUGAAGAACAGUGCAUGAUGUCGCUGAUACGUGGCCGCGGUGGCAAAUGCCCUUGCCCCGUGUGCCUAGUACCAUUAGCGGAGCUCCACGACCUGUCAAAGAGCUACCCAAUCAGAACCGUGGAAGAAGCACAAGAAGCUCUCCGUAUUUAUGGGUGCAGUAAAGCUGAAGGCGAGCAGAUACUCAAAGCGCUCGGAUUACGACCUGUUGCGAAUGUUUUUUGGCUCAUCUUGCGUUCGAGUCCCCACGAUGCACUUAGUUUAGAUCGGCUGCAUUCAUUGCACGCCGGUCUGUGGAAGCACCUACUUGAAGAAUUGAAGAAAAUCCUCGCGUCGCUUGGACGCGAUGCUCAAGAAGCAUUCGAGAAGUCGAUCGCUAACUUCCCCCGAUGGCGCCACCUCACUCAUUUCGAAUCCGUUAUCAACAUUACAUUCACUGAUGGCAACAAAUACCAGGACCUCUCUAAGCAAACAUUAUAUCCGGCUUUGAACAUCCUGACGCACAGAGCCAGUCCUGUAGGCCACCAGCUGCUUCGCGUUAUCAGCAGUUAUCUCCAGCUGGAUAGCUGGAUCGGUCUGGAUUUGCAUACUGAGCGCACACUUGCAGCGAUCGACGCCGAGCUCUUAGUUUUCGAUGCUGAGCUCAAGGCUUAUAUUACAUGCGCUGAAGAGUCGGAGGUCGAGAAAUUGAAGCUUGACUGGAACUUUCCGAAGACCCACCUAUGGAAACAUGUUGUUCGUGAUAUCCGACUUAAAGGAGUAGCACGUAACUACAGCACGCGUCCGAACGAGAAGCUUCAUGGCCCCCUCAAAGACACCUAUCACCGUCGAACGAAUGGAAAGGAUACCGCGACGCAAAUACUUCGUAUUGAUCACCACAAAUUCGCCUCGAAACUUCUGAGAGAACGUGUCAACACGCUUGAUGAACACUGCCGGUUGCAGGCACUCGGCGAUGGCGGGCUUGAUGAAGACAUUGAUGUUCCUGUAGCCUUUAAUGGCCACGUGAAACUUGGCUCUCCGGUGCCACCCUUAGACAUCCUUGGCGUUGAGAGUCGUGGUCAAACGGAUCGUGCGUUUCAAUCUUUUCGUCGGAAAUUUAGUGAAUUCAUCAACAAUGCUCUGCCUACCUAUGGCCAUCAACUGACGAGUUGGGUUACAUUCCCAGGCGAUUUCAAGAUUCACGAGCACCGCUAUCUCAAGGUGAACUAUGAGUCGGCUGUGGACUGGAGGCAAAAUACCGACCACCUUCGGUGCAACCCCAAAUUCCAUGGGCGGCCACGAUUCGAUCACGCGCUCAUACAACUGACCGCUGAGGAAACAGCCUUCGUCCAGCUAAUUUUCAUGUUCAGAUGUCAUAUUUCGAAUCUCGGGCCCUUCGAAUUCGCACUUGUUCAACCAUACACUGCUAGAGUCGGUCCUCGCAGAACAGACUCCACCUUCAAGCUUACUCGUGUCAAGGCUGUCCCGAGGUCGUCAUCAAUAUUUGUCCCGCUUAAAUCUUUCAUUCGAGGAGCUGUUCUAGUCCCUGAUUCUGAGCAUCAAGAUGAAUACUUCGUUGUUGAUCACAUUGACGGUGACAUGUUUCUGCGAAUGAAACACAUAUGA
This is a messenger RNA of Suillus discolor, 3205 nucleotides long. RefSeq lists its product as uncharacterized. The transcript has 13 exons. Lineage: Eukaryota; Fungi; Basidiomycota; Agaricomycetes; Boletales; Suillaceae. The record is from RefSeq and is a predicted model, not a curated record. Bases 395 to 3205 code for a protein of 936 amino acids.